Microtus oregoni (creeping vole) is the source of this 3223-nucleotide messenger RNA. RefSeq names its product synaptopodin-like. Gene Ontology annotation, biological process: modification of dendritic spine; positive regulation of actin filament bundle assembly; spine apparatus assembly. NCBI's taxonomy places the organism in Eukaryota, Metazoa, Chordata, Mammalia, Rodentia, Cricetidae. The record is from RefSeq and is a predicted model, not a curated record. The transcript is spliced from 3 exons. Gene Ontology annotation, cellular component: spine apparatus; stress fiber; actin cytoskeleton. Gene Ontology annotation, molecular function: actin binding. Bases 78 to 3170 code for a protein of 1030 amino acids.
CCAGGGAGGCACGAGGUGGGUUCCAGCAUGGUGACAGGACCAGCCAUGACUGGGACGUGGUACAGGCCCGGAAAGUGAUGACAGUCGGUGACAGCACCAGCCCUGGGUCCAGGGUGGCCCAGAAACCAGCCUUAGGCCGGAGCACUAGCUUCACUGAAAAGGAUCUGAAGGAGGCCAAGGCGUGGAGCCAGCAGAUCGCAGCCCAGCUGACCACCCCUCCCAGCUCCAACUCCCGAGGGGUCCAGCUCUUCAACAGGCGCCGGCAGAGGGUGAACGAGUUCACCUUGGAGAGCCGUGGCCAGAAGCCACCAAAGCAUAGUCAAGAGGCUCUCCCAGCAGGGCAUCCUUCGAACCCCACAGGCCAUGCCCCAGGGCUCAGUCUGAGACCUCCAUCUCCACCCAAGCCAGGCUCUCCAAAGCAUCCCAGCCCCCGAAGCCCCAGCAGAGGGGUCCCUGGCCACAUCAUGGAAGGCUACUCAGAGGAAGCCAGCCUCCUGCGGCAUCUGGAGAAGGUUGCCAGUGAGGAAGAAGAAGUACCACUGGUGGUUUAUUUAAAGGAGAAUGCAGCCCUGCUAACCGCUAAUGGGCUCCACCUGUCCCAGAGCCGAGAGGCUGAACAGUCCUCACCAAACCCUCCAACAACAGAGGCACACAGUCCAGCUGCAGACAUCAACCAGAACCUCUCCUCGCCCAAUGCUACACUCACCACACCAGCGUCCAACAGCCACCACAACCAGCCCACCACCGAUGUGAAUCAGAAUCCCCCAGCCGCUGUCACCCCUGUCCAACAGAAUUCAUCUGAGGCCCAGUAUCCCACAAAUGGCACGCCCGAUUCCAAGCCCAGCACUCCAUGUGCCGAUGGGCAGCCCCAGGGGCCAGCAGGGGAGGUGAGAUCCAGCAUUCUGCUGAUUGAUAAGGUGUCAGCUCCAUCCCCUGCCACCAGCACCUUCUCUAGAGAGGUCACUCCCCUCUCCAGCUUUGGGCCACCAGCAGCAGAUCUCAUGUCCAGCUCCCUGCUCAGUGACGUGCAGCCUAGCCACCUAGUGGGGUCAGCAGAGCAAGAGAUGUCCGGACGUGCAGCGGUCACCACGCCCACCACGCCCACCAAGGUGUACAGUGAAGUGCAUCUCACGCUAGCCAAGCCCGCAUCGGUGGUCAACAGGACGGCCCGGCCUUUUGGGAUCCAGUCACCAGGGAGUACCAGCCAGGUGGAACACAGCCCCAUGAUGGGAAGACGACAUUUUGGAGAGAAGGCCUGGGCUCCCUCGACUACCUCCAUGGUGGACAGGAGUCCCCAGCCUCAAAGGCACAUGAUGUCCCGCAGCCCAAUGGUAGAAAGGAGGCUGGUUGGGCAGCGAAGCCCAGUCCUGGAGAGACGCCCCUUAGGAAGCUUCACCCCACCCCCCACCUAUGCCGAGACUUUGUCAACAGCCCCAGUGGCUUCCCGGGUUAGGUCUCCUCCUUCUUAUUCUACUCUGUACCCCAGCUCUGACCCCAAGCCACCUCAUCUGAAGAGCCAGGUAGCCCCUGCCAACAAGACAGGCAUUUUGGAAGAGUCUAUGGCCCGCCGAGGCAGCCGGAAAUCAAUGUUCACUUUCGUGGAGAAGCCCAAGGUGACCCCGAAUCCAGACUUGCUGGACCUAGUGCAGACAGCUGAUGAGAAGCGGAGGCAGAGAGACCAUGGGGAGGUGGGCAUGGAAGAUGAGCCCUUUGCCCUGGGAGCUGAGGCCUCCAAUUUCCAGCAGGAACCAAUAGCUCGGGACAGGGUCAGCCCUGCAGCCGCUGAGGAGACUGUCCCUGAGUGGGCCUCCUGCCUCAAGUCACCCCGUAUUAAGGCUAAGCCGAAACCCACACCCAACCAGAACCUCUCAGAGGCCUCAGGGAAGGGAGCUGAGCUCUAUGCCCGCCGCCAGUCGCGGAUGGAGAAAUACGUCAUAGAGUCUGCAGGCCACACUGAAUUGGCCCGCUGCCCUUCACCUACUAUGUCCCUGCCGUCAUCCUGGAAGUAUUCUACUAAUGCCCCUGGGGGCUUCCGAGUGGCAUCCCUAAGCCCAGCGCGGACUCCGCCUGCCUCUCUCUACCACGGCUAUCUGCCGGAGAAUGGGGUCCUGCGCCCAGAACCUACCAAGCAGCAGCCAUACCAGAUGAGGCCUUCACUCUACGCUCUGUCUCCCGUCAAGGAACCUCCCAAGACCUCAUCCCGCUCCACCUCACCACGCACUCCGUCCCGCACUGUCUCACCUCGUGCCACCUCUCCAGCCAAGCCUAGCUCCCUGGACCUGGUGCCCAACCUGCCUAGGGCAGGCCUGCCGCCAUCUCCUGCUCUGCCUCGGGCUUCCCGCUCCUCCCCAGGCCUCUACACUGUCCCUGUCCAGGACAGCCUCCAGCCCACUGCCGUGAGCCCCACCUACAGCAGUGACAUCUCGCCCGUGUCUCCCUCCAGGGCCUGGUCUCCCCGAGCCAAGCAGGCCCCCAGGCCUUCCUUCUCCACCCGGAAUGCUGGAAUCGAGGCCCAGGACCGCCCCGAGAGCCUGCCCACGUCCCCGCCCUGGACGCCGGGCGCUUCCCGGCCCCCCAGCAGCCUGGACGGCUGGGUGAGCCCGGGACCGUGGGAGCCGGGUCACCGGAGCAGCAUGAGCAGCCCCCCGCCGCUGCCGCCGCCGCCACCAAUGUCCCCCUCGUGGAGCGAGCGCUCGGUCUCCCCGCUGCGACCGGAGGCCGAAGCGCGGCCCCCGAGCCGCCAGUUGCAGGCGCUUCUGGCGCGCAACAUCAUCAACGCGGCCCGGCGCAAGAGCGCCUCCCCGCGGCCAGCGGCCGCCGAGCCCCUGCGGCCCUUUUCCCCGCCGCGGGGGCCGCCGCCGCGCAUGCGCUCUCCGCAGCCGGCUCGCCCCGCAGGCGCCUUCCGCGGAGCCGCCUUCGCCCCCAUCCCGCGGAGCCCGCUACAGGUCGGGCCUCUGUCCUGCGCUAGUCCCCAGAGUCCUCAGGCCACGCCGUCCAGGCCUUUUCCCUACCGCCGCUCGCCCACAGACUCCGACGUGUCCCUCGACUCUGAGGACUCCGGGCUAAAGUCGCCUGGCAUCCUCGGCUACAAUAUCUGUCCUCGAGGCUGGAAUGGCAGCCUGAGGUUCAAGCGUGGUAGUCUCCCCACCGAGGCCUCCUGCACCACCUAAAGUUUCCCACCCUGGAAGGGCUGAGCCCAAAGAGGCACCAAGCUUGGGGAACU